This is a messenger RNA of Pseudogymnoascus destructans, 183 nucleotides long. RefSeq lists its product as uncharacterized. The transcript has 2 exons. The record is from RefSeq and is a predicted model, not a curated record. Bases 1 to 183 code for a protein of 60 amino acids. Lineage: Eukaryota; Fungi; Ascomycota; Leotiomycetes; Thelebolales; Thelebolaceae.
AUGGCGGCCCCCAGCAGCGCCAAGCACACCUCACCAACGCUCUACACGCGCCUUGCGUCGUUUGAACUCAUCCGGAAAGCCCUGGUCUUCGCGCCGCCGCUGCUUGUGUUUCUCCUCUCGCUCUAUUUCAGAAGGCAAUUCCAGUUGUGGCGCGGGAAGAUCGGUCUCGAGAUCGGGGUUUAG